UUGACGUCAACGUACGUCCAGUAGGAAUUCUGCUUAUUUGCACCGCCAUUGUGUGCAUUGAGGUCUUGUGCGCAAAUCUGCCCCCCUGUGUCCGGAGCGCGCAUUACAGCCACAGAGGCGGAUCUGACCAUUUUCACGGCGCUUCUGAUCGAUUUCUCGGCCAGUCGAUGUCCACCUUGAUCUCCAAGCUGUGCUCCGGCUUCAUCUCAAGCGCUUCACACUGCGACCAGGGCCGCAGCCUGCUUCCGGAUCCCGGCCUUCUGCUUCUGGAGCAGGACGUGUUCAGCAAACUCCCACACAGCGCCAGCCCCGCCGCCAUGCUUGCAGGCAAACUUGCCGACCCUGAUGGCGUCGGGCUGGGCGUCUGCCGGCGCCGCGCUCAGACCCGCCAGCCGCAGACAUCUGGCAGACGCUGCUUCAGAGCCUGGGAGGAAAAACUCAGGCUUUCCGGCUGCCUGAUCACAGACGAAGGAUGUGCUGCUCUGGCCUCAGCUCUGACUAUGAACCCGUCUCACCUGAAGGAGCUGGACCUGAGUUUCAAUUAUCCUAGAGAGGCAGGAAUGGAGAGUCUAGCAGCUAUAAUGAAGAAUCCAAGCUUCAGGCUGGAGUCUCUCAACAUGGAGCCUGGAGGAGAAAGAUGGUUGACACCAGGUCUGAGGAAGUAUUCCUGUCCACCAACAGUCGACCUAAACACUGUAAACAGAUUCCUCAAACUGUCUAACAAAAACAGGAAGGUGACACUUGUGGAGAACGAGGAGCAGCCGUAUCCUGAUCAUCCAGACAGAUUUGACCUCAAUCAGCUGCUGUGUACUGAUGGUCUGACUGGUCGCAGUUACUGGGAGGUUGAGUGGGGUGGGAAAGUCUAUGUAUCACUGAGUUACAGGGGAAUCAAUAGAAAAGGAGUAAAUAACGAUUCCUGGUUUGGAUUGAAUGAUAACUCCUGGAGUCUAGUCUGCUCUGAUGAUGGUUACACUGUUUGGCACAAUGGAAAAAAAGCUUUCAUCCCCAUCUCUUCCUACUCCUCAUCUCCCUCUGGCAGAGUAGCUGUGUAUGUGGACUGUCCUGCUGGGACUCUGUCCUUCUACAGAGUCUCUUCACAUACACUGAUCCACAUCUACACUGCCAACACCAAAUUCACUGAACCUCUUUAUCCUGGAUUUGGAUUUGAGUACAAGACAGGUUCUUGGAUGUCUUUGUGUUCACUUUAAGCUCCCAAGUUGUAGUGAUUGUCAUCAUUCAUCUUGACUAAACUAUCACAAUAAAUAUAACAUAUUUUUCCAGUGUCUUCAGACACACUGAUCACCAUCUACACCUUCAACACCAAAUUCACUAAAACACUUUAUCCUGGAUUUUCGUGCAGGAAUCGUUGUGGGGGGUCUUGGUUCUUGUUUUAGUGUAAUCUUUUCUAAGUCAGAGGAAAUCUAACUUUACAUGUGUUUCAUCUAAUAUAUGGUUUUAGACUAACAUUCUUUGUAAAAAUUUGUUCAAACAGCUUAAAUAAUCACAAAGUGCUUCACAAUAGAUACUACAGUCUGCAGGAUCUCCAUCACCACCCUGUUGCAUUGUCGAUGCGCUCAAGUCUGUCCUGAACCUGUCCACUAGAUGGUGCAUUUGGCGAAUCUUCCAAAUCACCUUCAUUUCAGUUCAGCACAAGCCCAGCAGCAAGCCUUAAAGGUUUUGCUAAAAUCUGACUUUCUAGACUGGUGGUCAUUGUCACUUCCUAUUUUGUGGCACAGGAUUGGUGGGGACUUCCUGUAGGGUUCAGAACAUGUCUUGUGUUUUUGUCAAGAUUUAGAGGAUAUAGUUUCAAUCUUAUGUUGGAGGAGCCAUCCAAUAAUCUUCUUUUUUUUCUGAGUGGGCGGGGCUUACGUGAUGUCAUUAAACUACCACACCAAUAUGUGAAGCAGAACCCCCUGAUGAUGCACAAGAAAUCUGGUGCAGAUCAGAUGAUGUAUCAUGGAGAUAUAACUGUUGGAAUAAUUUAGGGGGCGCCCUGGAGUCAAAUUUCAAUAUAACCUUUUGACCUCUAAAGAGGUUAACAAAAGUCAUUUUUUUGGUACAAAUUGGAUGAUGCAUGUGUGAUUUAGAGCCAACUGUAUGUAAACUUCAAGGGAUUAGAAUUCGUCAUUCUAUCACAGAAACAUGCUGCAGCCACCAGCCGUUGCUGAGAGAAGGAUUCAGCAUCAUGUUGUUCUGUCAUUGGACUCGGGUCUAAAUUAGUAUGAAUCAAACAGCAAAAUUACGACCACCAGCAGGAAAACAGGUGAUCUCCUGUUCAAAGGGGCGGGGCUAAGGUGAUGUCACAUAUUGACCAUGUGAAUGUGAUCAACGCUGGUCUGUUAUGACACAUAGAAAGUCUGAAGCAGCUGUGAAUUUGUGUGUGGAAGUGAUUCCAUCUUGACAUUUAAGUUUCUUAAGAAUUUCACAGACUGUUGCAUAAUGGAAGUACUUAAUGUAACUUGUAUUAUAUACUGAAGUCUUUUUAUAACUGGGUGGUCCUAAGAGUGACAGACAUACUGUAUGCCUACAAUCCUUUUGCCAAAAAACUGAAAUUAAUAUUUAAAAACUUUUAUCAUGUCUUUUACUGUAACUACUAAAUAACAAAAUAUUGCAAUCAAAAAUUGAAUAUGUGUCACCUAUCCCUCCUUCUAUGUACUGGAUGUAGUUUUUGCAUUUGCUCACUUGAUUACAUUUUGGCAUACUAUCAAUAAUAAAGACAAAGACAUUGAUGUCA
Xiphophorus maculatus (southern platyfish) is the source of this 2734-nucleotide messenger RNA. Its product is annotated as E3 ubiquitin-protein ligase TRIM21-like. The record is from RefSeq and is a predicted model, not a curated record. The transcript has 6 exons. The coding region runs from base 168 to 1208 and encodes 346 amino acids. Gene Ontology annotation, molecular function: protein binding. NCBI's taxonomy places the organism in Eukaryota, Metazoa, Chordata, Actinopteri, Cyprinodontiformes, Poeciliidae.